UUGGGUGUUGGAUGGCUGGGGCUGAGUGUUGCUUGCAGAUGGUUGCUGUUUGGGGAGAGAUAUACCCUGCAAGGCUGUUAACAAAACUAACUGGGAUGAGCUCUGGUCUCUGUCAGUGUCAUGGUUCAUGAUGCUGUGGUCUGACUGCUCUUGGGCUGCUGGGGCUGGUUAUAAAGGGCCUUGCUGUUCUUGCUGAAGUUGCACUAAUUAGUUGUGUAGCUUGUUGGAAAUAUGCAGUGUACACAUUGCUUGGUGUAAGCAAGUAUCUAAUCCUUGCUGUUGGUUACAGGGGCAGAAUGUGGCCUGAUACUCUGGUUUGCAAAUAGUGGGAACUUUCUCACUGAGAUGGGGGAGUGACACCCAUGUUGGUGAGAGGUGGAAGGAGAUUUGUUGCAAGGUCACCAGGUAUUGUGCAGGGUGUGUUUGGCCCCCCAGGGUUCCUGGUGCUUUGGGAUGCUUGGACCUGUUUUCUUUACUUCUCUUCAACUGUUCAAGGCUCAGCUUUGGGUUCCCUAUCUCCUCCCAGCUCCUUGCCCAAGAGGAUAAGGAUCCAGGAGGAGUCAAAGGAGAGUGUCUCCCCUGUGCAGAGAGGACAGAUACCAACCACUGAGCUGUAAAUGCCUACAGUGUGUGAUGCACAGUGUAGCAUGGAGGGCAGUAAGAGCAGAUGCCUGGAUGGAUGGUGAACCUCUCUCAAAGUGCAGAGGGACAUCAAGUACUGGUGUUGUACACAGAGGAGAUGGCAGAGCUGGAGCCUUCAGUGGCUCUCAAGGAUGCUAUAGUUCCUACUACACUUUUCUGGCCUCUGCUGCAUGUGGAGAGUGGAUAAUCUUGGCAGCGCCCAGGACCUUAAAUAUUACUUGUAUCACAGUGAUACCACAAAGAUACUGCCACCAUGGAGGGGAUUGUGACCAUGUAUCAGGACUUCAUGAAGAAAGCAGACCCCCGCAUUGCUGAUUAUCCACUGAUGCAGUCCCCGUUCCUUGUGAUGGGCAUCCUUCUGGCAUACGUCUACUUUGUACUAUCCUUGGGUCCCCGGCUAAUGGCCAACAGGAAGCCUUUAAACCUGAAGACGUUCAUGGUGCUAUACAACUUCUUUCUGGUGGGACUCUCACUUUACAUAGUCUAUGAGUUCCUGAUGGCAGGGUGGCUUACUGGUUACACCUGGCGAUGUGACCCUGUGGACUUCUCGCAGGACCCCAAGGCCCUCAGGAUGGUCAGUGUUGCUUGGCUCUUUGUCUUCUCCAAGUUCAUCGAACUGACAGACACGGUGAUCUUUGUCCUGCGGAAGAAGAAUGAACAGGUCACAUUCCUGCACCUCUUCCACCACUCUGUUCUGCCUUGGAGCUGGUGGUGGGGAGCAAAGUUUGGUCCAGGGGGAAUGGGCUCAUUCCAUGCCAUGAUCAAUUCCAUGGUGCAUGUUGUCAUGUACUUCUACUAUGGACUCUCAGCAGCGGGACCUGCCUUUCAGAAGUACCUGUGGUGGAAGAAGCACAUUACAGCCAUCCAGCUGGCACAGUUUGUGAUUGUCUCCAUCCACAUCUCCCAGUAUUACUUCAUGCCCAGCUGCCAGUACCAGUUCCCCAUCUUCAUCCACCUCAUCUGGAUUUAUGGGACCAUCUUCUUCAUCCUCUUCUCCAACUUCUGGUACCAGUCCUACACCAAGGGCAAACGGUUGCCCCGGGUGGCUCAGCAAGCAGCCCAGCACAACGGUAGCAGCAUCCAUGAGAAUGGCACUGUCACCAACGGCAAGGUCAAAGCCAACUAGAGGGCAAGGCCCUCCCAGAGCCAAUGAGAGCCCCGGGGCAGAGGCAGCUGGGACCUGUUCCCCUGCUCCUGGGUGCCACUAGCCAAGUCAAGUGCCUACAGACUGUUGUACCCCUGUGCCGAGCCCUGCUGUCCUCUGUCUGCAUGCCCAGCCCCUCUGCUCUGAGCAGCCAUGGGCAACUUCUCCUGCUCCUGGGAGGGCCUGUGCUGUUUCUUGGUGUUGCUGAGCAGAGAGGCAGCUGCCUGCAUCACAGCUGUGGGGCUGCAGUCCCAUUCCAGUGUUUCCAAAGGAACUUCCCCAAGUGCCUACAUCUGGCCCUUCUGCCUGGGGGCCACUUCCUUCUGAGUAGGACCAAAAGAAGAGACCGGUCCCUGUCCUGGUGCCCUCUCCUCUUCCCUGUCUCAUCAGAGCCUGUGUGGAUGAGCAGACUUGUCCCUGGCUGCUUGAUGCUGCCAGCUAAAGCGUGAGUGCUCCUGCUCUACCAUGCCUUGUGCUGCUUUGUUCCAUGCCACAGUGCUGCAUGUCCCUUCUGGUCCUGUGCACCCAGGUUGGGGGUUCUGCCCUGGCGUAUCUGCUCAGGCAUGGCUGUGGAGAAUGUAGGGGCAGUGCAUAUGGGACUUGAGGGCCCAGACCCGCCCAGUACAGUACACAUGCCCGGUGCCUAGUAUGUAGCAGGGGUUGUGACAGCCUGAAAUGCCUCCCCCACAUGAUAAGCCCAGGUUGCCUUGCCUUUCUGUGCCUGGGCUGGGUGCUUGGUGUGUGUUUUAGCCACACUUGCCUGAUCCUGUAUGGCAGCUGGUGGGUUGCUCUAGAGUGGGGGAGGCCAAGCUCAGCCUUGGUUUGGACCACUUCCAUUCCUGCAAACUUGAGACUUGAGCAAUAAUUGCCCCUAGAAUCAGCUCCUGGGCUCUCCUGCUUGGGACCAGCCCUGCUCUGGCCCAGCAUGAGCAUGAGCAGAGGAUGGUUGUAGCGUGCCCUGCUGUGGUGUAACAGUGAGCACCUCUUGCCUCUGUGGAACUGACUGGGCCUGGGUGAAGGUGUGCUCUGCCCUACAGCAGGGCAGUGCAGCAGCAAUCCUGGGCCUGGUGCCCAUCACCUGCUCUGGCUGUAACCAAAACCAUGCUGAUGGCCUUGAGGAUGAGGUGAAGGAGCCAGGCCCUGUCAGAUUGGGCUGCUCUUCUAUCACAAAUAAACAGACAGAAGGAGAAA
Harpia harpyja (harpy eagle) is the source of this 2977-nucleotide messenger RNA. It is a transcript of the gene ELOVL1, whose product is annotated as ELOVL fatty acid elongase 1. The record is from RefSeq and is a predicted model, not a curated record. Gene Ontology annotation, cellular component: endoplasmic reticulum; endoplasmic reticulum membrane. Gene Ontology annotation, biological process: sphingolipid biosynthetic process; fatty acid elongation, polyunsaturated fatty acid; fatty acid elongation, saturated fatty acid. Bases 896 to 1768 code for a protein of 290 amino acids. The transcript is spliced from 9 exons. Gene Ontology annotation, molecular function: fatty acid elongase activity. NCBI's taxonomy places the organism in Eukaryota, Metazoa, Chordata, Aves, Accipitriformes, Accipitridae.